AGUCCCGUUGCUGAGCAGAGAGGAAGCCUCCUGGUCUGAAAGGCUAGCCCACGACGUGAGUAGGAAUUUUGUGUUUCCCAAUUCUUGCCUCUCUUCGAGUUCGGUAAAUGAUGUUGAGUCUGUUCAAGAGUUUCUUUCCUUGGAGAAGGGAUCGUAAAAGAAGAGGUAGGUAAAGGAAAUAAAACUGAUGCAGAAGAAAGAGAACAAACGCCCUGUAAAAUCGGGCGUGGUGGGUGCCGUUGUGCAGAGAGCAGAUCCACAGUCUGGCUGAUUUCUGCCCUGCCUUCCACACAGCUGAGCUGGCAGGUGGGAGCAGAGGUGGCUGGGGAAAUCAGACACUUUGACUCUGCAAAAAGGUGUGAUGUGACAUGGCAGUAAGGAAAGGUCAAGCCUAACCGACUUUCCGUUGAAAUGCAGAGAGAAGUCAAGGGCAAAGACGGCCGUGAAUUUGAGAGCAGAGAUGAACUAGGGCCAUCUGCAGAGAUGCAGAAAAGUCCAGGGCUGUUGUGAGCGGUGUCAGAAAAAAUAAGGAGGGAGAGCAGAUUUGGUCCACGGGGCAGAAACGGUCGCCCCUGAAAGAGGCACAGCCCUUGUCAAAACCAGCUGUGCUGGGAUUAAGUGCAGAGUUUUGCAGUUUAAGGGGUGAGGGGGAGCUUUUAGGUGGACGAGGAAGCACCUUUGAAGUUCAAGGGAAGAGGCUGAAGAAAGGUUCUGUGUAGCCUGCUUUUAAGCGGGGGAUUUUAAACAACGUAGGUCUGGGUGUGGCCAGCAAGCCUGGGUUUUGUGAUUGAAAAGCGGUGAGCUUAGUGAAAUCCGUACUUUCUGAGUGUCACUGGAUCUGCUGCUUAUCUUCAUGCCAUUUAUGUAGCUGUUUGACAGUUGCCAUUAUACUCAGAAGUCUAUGAUGUAAAAAUAAAAUGACCUGAAAUAAACACAGUUAACCGCGGGCUGGUUACAACAGAGGAAAAUCUGAAAGUGCACACGCUAAUUCACUGCCCUCUGCUAUGGUUUGAGUUAUUUUUUCUAUCGAAGAAAGAAGUGAGGGAAAGGAGUGAAACAGCCUUUUCACUAUGUAGCCGUUUGGAACAUUAUGCUAUGUGGCAAACUGGGAGUACCAAGUCCUGAAUUUAUGCUGACGGUUCUAAAAUCACUGAAUGUGCAUUCUAGAAAUUAGGGUGAAACGUAGCCACUUCAGUAAGAGAUAAAACAGACUGAAUGAUUGUACUGCUUUCUCUGCUGGGCUAGGACAUAGACAGACAGACAGACAGACAGACAAAGCCUUGGACCGCUAUAGUUAUUACAGGUGACCCGUCUACAGAAAACCUACUGACACGGCCCUGGCUGGUGUGGCCCAGUGGGCUGAGCACCAGACUGCCAACCAAAGGGUCCCCAGCUUGAUUCCCAGUCAGGGCACGUGCCUGGGUUGUGAGCCAGGUCCCCAGUAGGGGGUGCAUGAGGAGCAGCCACACACUGGUGUUUCCCUCCCCCUCUUUCUCGCUCCCUUCCCUUCUCUCUAAAAUAAGUAUAUUACAGUGGUGAAGAGGUCAUGUUUUGGAGUACAGCAUGUUCUGCCUCUGGCUGCCCUUUCCAUCUUUAAAUGAGUAUUUGGUGCGUGGAGGGCCAAUGUCCUGGGACCAACAACAUGGAGACAGGACCCAUGGCUAGGUAUUCAUAGGGAGGACAAUUACACCUGCCGGGUUUAUGGACAUCCCUAGGUACGGCUGUGACACCAUCGAUGAGGGUGACAGAAAGCUUUCCUCUCCUACAGGACAACCCAGCCAUGUGGAGCGGCCUGGGGCUUGCCCUGGCUUUCUGCCUCCUGCCCUGGGCGGGAGCGGAGAGCCAGGGGCAGGGCUCCUUCUGCAAGGAGCCUCCAGCCUGGAGCAUCGGGGAUCAAGACCCGAUGCUGAACUCCCACGGCUCGGUCACCGUGGUCGCCCUUCUCCAGGCCAGCUGAUCCUUCUGCAUUAUGCAGGCGUCCAGUCUGGAAGACCUGCGAGUAAAACUGGAGAAAGAGGGCUUUGCCAACAUUUCCUAUGUUGUUGUGAAUCACCAAGGACCCCCUUCUCGAUCCAAAUACGUGCAGCUUAAAAAGAAGGUUUCAGAGCAUAUCCCUGUUUAUCAGCAAGAAGAAAACCAAACCGAUGUCUGGACGCUCUUACAUGGGAGCAAAGAUGACUUCCUCAUAUAUGACAGAUGUGGCCGCCUCGUGUACCACCUCGGCCUGCCUUUCUCCAUCCUAGGUUUCCCGUACGUGGAACAGGCCAUUAAGUUCGCUUACUGCGAGGAGAAAUGUGGGAACUGCUCUUUCACGAUCCCAGACGAUGAUGACGUCUGUAAAAAUGUGUCCUUGGCCACCACGAGGAAAACCACCGAGGCCCCAGAGCCGCAGCCCCACCCCCACCAUCGCGACCACCACCGGCACGGGCACCAGCACUGGCACGGGCACGGGCACCAGCACUGGCACGUUAAGCACGGCCAGCCCUCAGAGAAUCAGCAUCCGGAAGCACCACCCGAGUCUGAGCACCCCCUUUCUCCAGGCCUUCAUCACCACCAUAAGCUCAAGGGCCCCCAAAGACAGGGGGACCCAGCGAGUUGAGAUGAGCCAGAGAAUGAACCGUUACCACCUUCUUCUUCACAAAAGGAGGUGGUGACCUCCUGUGGAAAGAGAUGUAUAAAUCGGUUACUCUGAAAGUUGCCCAAAGAUUCGGCGUCAGCUCCUAGCAGCUGAUGCUGACAUUGUCGACAUCUGAUAUUUGAAAAAACAGGGUCUGCAGUCACCUGACAGUGUCGGGAAAGCCUCCCCUCUUUGUGUAGCUGAGAGGGGCUGUGGGCGGAGGAGAACGUCAUUGAAUCUUGACAGUGACGUUCGCCUCGGGUCGCCUGACCAGAGAGUCGGCGGCCCCAGCCCACAGAAGCCAGCACCACCUGAAGCUGAAAAGAUAAGGCAGAAAUGUGAGCAUGACCUUCAAACUAAACACUUAAUUAGGACACACUCCCAAGUCAAUCUAGACACAGUUUCACUUUCGGCAUUUUUAUAAGCUACUUCAUAAUGAUCAAAAAUUAGGAAUUGGAUUUGUGCAAACAUGAAGAAAUCUAUUAUGCUGGCCUCCAAAUUCUAAGAUCUGUGCCAAAGAAAAUUCUGACCCAAACCAUUUUUCUUAAAAGAAGGGGCAACUGGAAGGUGACUGCAGUAUUUGGUUAAUAUGUCUUUCUUUUUCUUUUUCCGGCUUUCUACUUGCCUCAAUGAGAACAGGAACGUAAACUAUGACCUAGGGGUUCCUGUGGGAUGCUUGGCAAUUAGAAUGGAGGAAGAACAACAAAGACAUGUUUUCCAUUUUUUCUUACUUGUCAAAACAUUAUUACUUUUGUCUUUUUAAUCUUACAGUUUUAACUGAUUACACCUUUUAAAGGAAGAAGUGAAUUCUGUCUUUUAAGAUCCAGAAAUACUUAACGUAUGAGUAUUUUGCUAUGACUACCUUUUAAAUAUCCAUAUACACUUUUUUAUAUCUAAGACUCAAAUCUUGAUUUUUACUACUGCCUGUGAAAGAAGGCUUUAUCUAUUGUUUUCUUUACUUGGCAUGAUAUCACGCUCUCUAAAACUUGAGAGCGCCUGUCUUGAGAGAGAUACAGAGAGAGAGAGAAAAGAAUGUUGUCUAUCUUUUGGUUGCUUAGACAGUAUUUCCAUAGUCAAUGAUGGUUGAAUAGGUAAACUGAGGCCUAUGUACCUGAACUCCGUUAUGGCGAAUACUAUUAAGCAAGAAUGCAGUACACAGUUGGCCAAAGUGUGGAUUUAUUUCAAUAAACUCAAUUUAACAAGUU
This is a messenger RNA of Phyllostomus discolor (pale spear-nosed bat), 3822 nucleotides long. It is a transcript of the gene SELENOP, whose product is annotated as selenoprotein P. The transcript has 4 exons. Gene Ontology annotation, cellular component: extracellular region. Gene Ontology annotation, biological process: selenium compound metabolic process. NCBI's taxonomy places the organism in Eukaryota, Metazoa, Chordata, Mammalia, Chiroptera, Phyllostomidae. Gene Ontology annotation, molecular function: selenium binding. The record is from RefSeq and is a predicted model, not a curated record.